CAAGGUCUAGUCGUGAACCAGCGACUGCAUUAGUAGCAGUCUCUACCCACCUGCUAAUACAGUCGCAUCUUUUGUUUGUACUUUGUCGUGUGACUUGUCAACGGCAUUGCACUUGCCGCUAAAAGUUUUUUCGUUGACAGUAGGCACAUUUCCUUUUAGUCAGUUUGGGGCAGUGCGGAUCGACGGACAUUGGCAUUUACCGUCGCCUUGUCAUUGAGUUGAUAGCCUUUUUUUUUUAAUCGAGAAACUCAAUUUCCUACACAUGAAUCUCAAGAAGAAACCAGGAUUAGAUUUGUCCGGCAGUUUUAUUUCCCUUUUGUGGAGAUGGCGCGGCUCUUUGUACAAAUUGUGUUACAAGGAACUAAUCUGCUUCCUUGUUCCCUUUGGUAUUGUCAGCGUAAUUUACCGUCAGGCACUCAACAGUGAACAGAAAAGUCUAUUUGAACAGGUGGUCAGGUAUUGUGACAGAUACCUGAAUAUGAUUCCCCUUUCGUUUAUCCUGGGUUUUUACGUCACCAUCAUAGCGACCCGUUGGUGGCAACAAUGCAUGGCAUUACCAUGGCCAGACAGAUUAAUGUUGACGAUCGCCAUGUAUAUUCCGGGCUGUGACAAAGAAUCCAAACUGCUGCGAAAAACCCUAAUGCAAAACUGCAAUCUUAUGGCCGUUCUCGUUUUCCGCUCUAUUUCGGAGUCGGUUAGAACUCGUCUGAAAUCUUUGGAGGAUGUUGUCAAUGCAGGUUUCAUGACCUACGCAGAAAUGGAAACUUUCAAGGCAGUCGAAGCCGAUGUGAAUUUGUAUUGGCUACCAGGACUCUGGUUUUCUCAUAGACUUCGGGAAGCUCAAGCUCGAGGUCGUAUUAUCGAUUCGUACGGAGCUCAGCUUAUCAUGAAAGAACUGUUGGAAUUCCGAUCCAAAUGCGGCAUUUUGUGGAGCUACGACUGGGUCUCGAUUCCAUUAGUUUACACUCAGGUGGUCACCUUGUCUACGUACUCAUUUGUCAUAGCCUGUAUUUUUGGCCGCCAGUACACAGACAACGGGAGCACGGAUAUUUCAAUCGACGUUUACUUUCCAUUAUGGACUGUGCUACAGAUUCUUUUCUACAUGGGACUUCUAAAAGUCGCUGAGCAUAUGAUCAAUCCCUACGGUGAAGACGACGAAGACUUUGAUUUAAGUUACCUUCUUAACAGGCAUUCCGAGGUCAUCAAUCUAGGGACGAACAUCUUAACUAGCGACAGGUGCCCACCAAUGGAAGACGAGAAUCUCCGCGGUGCUCCUGGUAUGCACACUCCCAAAAAUCUAGACAGGACAUCGCUGAAGCACAGAUUCUCGCAAACGUUGACUGGGCUCUAUUCAACAGGUAAAGAGAGAAAGAGAUCGCGAGCGGAAAGCAUCACGACAAUUUCGGAGAACGUGGAAACCAAUACAGUCUCAUCGGUCGACUUGAAGCGACUUCCGGAUGAGACCGAAUGGCCAUGCGAAGGCGUUUACAUGGAAAGAAUUUAGAAGACUCCAUCGACCAAAAAUCAAUCGAAUGUCUAUUAGGAGUUUUCAGGAUCCAGCGCUUCAUGUUUUUAAUAUUUGAAAUUAGACUUGAACUAAUUAGAACUAGUAUUUGAAACUAAGAAUCACCCCGACUAGCCACUUUUCUGAAUAAAACUAAGAAUAACCCCAACUGCCCAUUUAAAAACAACUUACAAUUGCAUGUCAAAAGCGCAUUAUCCUUUGAGAGCCACAAUGCUCGGUUCCCUACUAGAUACACUACUCACUAACAAUUUGUUAGUUUGUACAACUAAAUUGUGCCUUUCUGAUCAAUAUAUCAUACCUUUUCUUUUUCA
Molecule: messenger RNA, 1836 nt
Organism: Daphnia pulex (common water flea)
Lineage: Eukaryota; Metazoa; Arthropoda; Branchiopoda; Diplostraca; Daphniidae
Product: bestrophin-2-like
Exons: 10
Coding region: 263-1504 (413 amino acids)
Molecular function (GO): chloride channel activity
Source: RefSeq, a predicted model, not a curated record